AUGUCUGUUCUAUUCGAAACGUCCCUCGGAGAUAUCGUGAUGGACCUAGAGGUAGAUCUGUGCCCCAAAACAUGCGAGAACUUCCUCAAGCUUUGUAAAGUCUAUUAUUACAACCUCAAUGCCUUUUUCAACGUCUCCAAAGAUUUCCUAGCUCAAACCGGUGAUCCUAGUGCGAGCGGAACAGGUGGAGAAUCCGUGUGGUCGUACAUUGCAUCUCAACGUGACGGACAGUCUGCUUCUCGAUACUUUACUCCCGAAGUUGUCCCUAGACUGAAGCAUACGCAUAAAGGGACCUUGUCAAUGGCCAUAGCGCCUUCUCUAAAUGGUGACAAAGGUGGCUGCGGAAGCCAGUUUUUUAUUACGCUCGGUGACAACAUUGAUUACCUCGACGGCAAGCAUGCUGUUUUUGGGCACGUUGUGGAGGGACUAGAGACAUUGGAUAAACUCAAUGACAUUUUUACCGACCAAGACGGAAGACCGUUUAAAGAUGUGCGCAUCCGGCACGUCAUCGUCCUCGAUGAUCCGUUUCCCGAUCCUGAAGGUCUGAUCCAGCCUCCCUCCUCCCCGAUACGCCCCCCAGACAACUCCACUAGGAUUGCUGAAGAUGAGGAUCCACUUGCGACACUGCCAGAAGAAGAGGAAGAGCGUGAACGCAGGAAACAAGCCGCUGCGGCAUCGGCUCUGACGUUGGAGAUGGUGGGAGAUCUCCCAUUUGCAAACGUCCGACCACCGGAAAACGUGCUCUUCGUAUGCAAGCUGAACCCCGUCACGCGCGACGAGGAUUUGGAGCUAAUCUUUUCUAGGUUUGGUAUCAUUAUGAGCUGCCAGGUUCUAAGAGAUAAGAGAACGGGAGACUCGUUGCAGUAUGCGUUUAUAGAAUUUGAUAAACGCGAAGACGCAGAGCAGGCUUACUUCAAAAUGCAAAACGUUCUAGUGGACGAUCGACGGAUAUGGGUUGACUUCUCGCAAUCGGUGGCACGGCUUAAUACCUCUUGGUCGAAUGAUCCCAAGAUUGGGCCACGACGAAAGCAGGCGAAGGGGGGAUUCGCCGGAAGAGAAGAUCUGGAGGAGACCCGGCGGUACAGAGCAGGUGGAGAGCACGAUCGGGAUGGCUAUGGAAUGGUAUUCGAAGUCCCGGGGGGUAGGGAGUCCGGACGGCGGGGCAAGCGGAGCAGAAGCAGAGGACACGAACGUGAAAGAGACCAAUCCCCGCGUGACCGGCGGCGUCGACGGUCACGAUCACCGGUGCCAGCACCAAGCGAAAGGGAGCGGCGCCGGAGCAGAGACCGACGUUAUGGGGAGCGUUACCGGUAG
Serpula lacrymans var. lacrymans S7.9 is the source of this 1314-nucleotide messenger RNA. RefSeq lists its product as uncharacterized. Gene Ontology annotation, biological process: protein peptidyl-prolyl isomerization. NCBI's taxonomy places the organism in Eukaryota, Fungi, Basidiomycota, Agaricomycetes, Boletales, Serpulaceae. The coding region runs from base 1 to 1314 and encodes 437 amino acids. The transcript is spliced from 5 exons. Gene Ontology annotation, cellular component: nucleus. The record is from RefSeq and is a predicted model, not a curated record. Gene Ontology annotation, molecular function: RNA binding; peptidyl-prolyl cis-trans isomerase activity.